This is a messenger RNA of Chiloscyllium plagiosum (whitespotted bambooshark), 1630 nucleotides long. Its product is annotated as phospholipid phosphatase-related protein type 5. NCBI's taxonomy places the organism in Eukaryota, Metazoa, Chordata, Chondrichthyes, Orectolobiformes, Hemiscylliidae. The record is from RefSeq and is a predicted model, not a curated record. Gene Ontology annotation, biological process: signal transduction; phospholipid dephosphorylation; phospholipid metabolic process. Gene Ontology annotation, molecular function: phosphatidate phosphatase activity. Gene Ontology annotation, cellular component: plasma membrane.
GUACUGCGGUUCCUAGUCUCUCUCUCAGCACAGCUGCCAUGUUCCUUGCAGUGUGUUCCAGCUCCUGUUUGCAGUCUCUGUGUCGGUUCCCUGGGCUCUGGCUGCAUUCCUGCUAGGUAUCUCCGUGGAUAUAUAUGCGGGAGUCCUUUGUACAGCGUGGCGACUGGAGGAAGAGCAAGGGGGUUGGAAAUAAACAGAAAAUGCUCGAGGAUUGAAGGUCAGGAGGAGCCUGUGGUACCAAACAUGUCUCGAGAGGAGAGUGAUGUGCGACGGAGCGACUCAAUCAUCCCAUGUUUCAUCUGUAUUGAGUUGAUGAUUAUGGUCGGGACAGUGUUGCUUACCUACUACCUGGAAUUCACAGAUACCUUCUCGGUCCAUCGUCAAGGCUUCUUCUGUUUUGACAACAGCUUCACGAAACCAUAUCCAGGGCCAGAGGAAACCAGCCUGCUACCCCCAGUCCUGCUCCAAUCCCUGGCCUCUGCUAUCCCCAUGACAACAAUUGUUUUCGGUGAGUUAGCGGCAUUUGUCUUUCGGGCAGAUUUAGUCCGUGAGGAGAGAACGAUUGUGACUGCAGACUGCUGUUCCCUCAAUCCGCUACUUCGCAGAGUCAUCAGAUUUUUGGGUGUCUAUACAUUUGGCUUGUGUGCCACAGACAUCUUCGUGAACGCUGGGCAAGUAGUGACGGGCAGCCCUGCACCGCACUUCAUGACAGUGUGCCAGCCGAACUAUACUGCCCUGGGCUGCCAGCUCUCCACUCAAUUCGUCAACUCAGAGAAUGCCUGCACGGGGAGCCCGGGUGUCGUGUCUAGUGCCAGACGUGCCUUCCCUUGCAAGGACUCUGCCCUCACAAUGUAUGCAGCGGUGUACACUGUGAUGUACGUCACAAUUAUGUUCCAAGCCAAGGGUACACGUCUGACCAAGCCCGUGCUCUGCCUCACACUCCUGUGCUUGACCUUUUUAACUGGAGUGGUGCGUGUGUCGGAGUUUCGGAACCACUGGUCCGACGUCCUGGUUGGGUUCCUCACUGGUGGGGCAGUGGCAUUGUUUCUGGUGUGCUGUGUUCUGCAUAACUUUAAGAGCCUGAAAUUGUCCCGGGAGAAUCCACGUGGCAUGCAGGAACCGGUCUGUGUGAAGCUUGCGCUCCCGUGUGUGGAGAGUCCACUCGAAAAAAUUGCUCAGCUGCAUUCUCAGAAGGUACGUGACCAGACUUCCAGCUUCUUCCCAUCCACGCCGGAUGUCCUGAUUGCCACUCAGUCCGUGAUGAGCGAAGUCUGAGCUGCAGCCCUAUCGGCAGGGCUGCGUAUGGAGCGUUUUGCAUGGUUUCCCUUCGCACAGCAGCAGUCUCAUCAUUUUAGAAUGGAGUCUUGUGAUUGUCAACUUCUUAGGAUUGUUUGCCUGGAAUAUUGUCUGUCUGUUUUUCUGGUUGGUUUUCAAUAUCCCCAUCUUUGGAAAUUCAAUGUUGGAAAGUCAUCCCCAGAGUAGCUGCUAACCCCAGUACAAACACAGCUAGUGCACGUGUUCAUGUGUCAGACAUCACUGGAGUUGAGUUGAAAACCUAUAGAUGUUUAUAAAAUCAUUAGGGGCAUGGGUAGGGUGAAUAGCCAAGGUCUUUUUCCCAGGGUAGGGGAAU